AAUAUUGCAGGUGGUUGUGGCGCUAUGUUCCAAAUUAAUGUUGAAAGUGAAGUUUUUCGUGGGAAACGGAUCAUACAACAACAUAAAUUAGUUACACAGGCCUUAGAAGAAGAAAUAAAAGAUAUGCAUGGUUUACAGAUCACUACCAGAGUACCACCAGUAAAAUAA
Lottia gigantea (owl limpet) is the source of this 168-nucleotide messenger RNA. RefSeq lists its product as hypothetical. The record is from RefSeq and is a predicted model, not a curated record. The transcript has 2 exons. The annotation marks the transcript as partial. NCBI's taxonomy places the organism in Eukaryota, Metazoa, Mollusca, Gastropoda, Lottiidae.